UAAACUUCUCUCCGUGAAUGGGCAUCUGUUGAUCCCAGAGCUGACUGUUUGCUCAUGCUGGUGUACAAGGAUAAAUCUGAACGAGCAAAAGGGCAUAAGGAGAGGAGCAGCAUGACCUUAGAAGACAUCUGUGGCUUGGAUCCUGGGCUCUCCUAUGAGGGCUUGAAUCACACGCUUGCAAUCAUCUGUCUCUCUCAAGUUGUGAUGCUGGGAUUUGAGAACAAGGAAACAAUGUAUGCGUGGGAUGUACGAAUCCGCUACAGUUUGGGGGAAGUUCAUAGAUUUCAAGUCUUUGUAGCACCUGGCACUAAACUAGAGACUGGGCCUGCUACCCUGCAUUUCUGCAAUGACAUUCUCGUCCUUGUAAAAGACCUUCCUCCUAGUGUCAUGGGGCAAUGGAAGCUCUCAGAUCUGCGUCGGUAUGGAGCUGUCCCAAAUGGAUUCAUCUUUGAAGGGGGUACCAGGUGCGGCUUCUGGGCUGGAGUUUUUUUCCUUUCUUGUGCUGAAGGAGAGCAGAUCAGCUUUCUAUUCGACUGUAUCGUCCGUGGCAUCUCCCCGACGAAAGGCCCUUUUGGUUUGCGCCCAGUCCUACCAGAUCCAAGUACAAAUCCAGCCUAUUCAGAAGAAAGAUUGGCUCAUGAAGCUUUGCAAUUAGAGAAACGCUUGAGCUUGCUGUCCCAUACAAGUCGCCAGGGCAGUGGAGGAGAUGAUAGAAGUCUUUCAAGCUCAUCUUCAGAUACCAGCCGCUCGGAUGUUAGCGUUGGGAGCAGACUGACAAUUUGGCCUGAACAGUCUUCAGCCAGCACUUCUCAAGAGAGUCACGGACUGGCAGCUGCAAAGGGCAUUCAUCUUGGGGAGGAAAAGACCCUUCCAGAAGGGGCACGUGGCAUCACAAAACCACCUCCAAAGCCCCUCCGAUCUAGACAGCUACAGGAAAUAGGUCGUCAGAGUUCUUCUGACAGUGGAAUAGCUACUGGUAGUCACUCUUCUUACUCUGGAAGCUUUUCUUCCUAUGCUGGGAGCUUGGACAUUUGCCACGGUGAUGAAUUUGGAUCACUACUAAGCUUGCCAUUGAACUUUCCUUCGGAUCAGAAUUUAUGUACUUGUCCUCACAGUGAGCCCCAGAGAGGUGCGGGAUCAGAGUAUCAGGUUCCCAGCUCUCUCAGACAUAUUUAUGAUAUACCCAGGAGUUUCUUACAGGCAGCUUCUAAAGAUGUGCAACCGAAGAGUGCAGAUUCCAUGCUACCCAAGGACCAGGCCCGGUCACCUCAAGGUGCUAGUGACCCAAAACUGCUACUACCACACCCGGAAGCACGCAGGGUACCUGAGCACAGCCAGGACAGAGGGAGGCCUUCAUCCUUACUCGCGGAAAGCAGCAAGGACUCAAGUGAUGAGACAUAUGUGGAUUUUGUUUCGAGGUGGUCAGACACAAAACCACAAGGACAGGGGUCAGACUCCAAAAGUAGUGAGUUGUCACCACCUAGUGGGGCCUCAGCUGACCCCUAUGACACAUGUAGCCCCCAUCUUGGGAUGACAAGAGCUCUUUUUUCAGCUUGUCCAAUCUGUGGUGGACUAAAGGGAACAGCAAUAUUACAGUCUGGAUUCUUACCAGCUAUACCAGGUGGUGCUUCUGUCAUGGCAGCUUCUGGGUCUCUGAAAGUGCAUAGAGGGCACAGUCUCCAAGCUGGUCCUAAAGGUGGUUAUGAGAUGCUAACACCUCCUGCAGAACCUGGAACUCCUACUAGCCCUGAGGAACCUGAAGGGGCAGUAGGUUAUUCAGCUGAUGUCCCUGCAUCAGAUCGACCCCACAGCGAGACAGCCACCUAUGUUAAUAUUCCUGUCAGCCCGACUUCCAAAAAACAGCUUCAUUACAUGGAAUUGGAACUUCAAGAACCUAGCACGAGCGUAAGAGGGAGUGGAUCAUCCCGAUAUGCACAAAUUGACAUUGCAGCCACCGAGACAGCCCACAAAGUGGGAACGCAGCAUGCUCAGUGCCGGGAGGAACGCUUGCAGGAGCUAGAGCAGAAGAAGAAAGGGGCUCAGCAAUGA
Molecule: messenger RNA, 2049 nt
Organism: Egretta garzetta (little egret)
Lineage: Eukaryota; Metazoa; Chordata; Aves; Pelecaniformes; Ardeidae
Gene: DOK7
Product: docking protein 7
Exons: 11
Biological process (GO): positive regulation of protein tyrosine kinase activity; neuromuscular junction development
Molecular function (GO): protein kinase binding
Source: RefSeq, a predicted model, not a curated record